Quercus lobata is the source of this 4549-nucleotide messenger RNA. Its product is annotated as receptor-like protein 53. Gene Ontology annotation, molecular function: protein binding. The coding region runs from base 709 to 3699 and encodes 996 amino acids. The record is from RefSeq and is a predicted model, not a curated record. NCBI's taxonomy places the organism in Eukaryota, Viridiplantae, Streptophyta, Magnoliopsida, Fagales, Fagaceae. The transcript is spliced from 3 exons.
UCCUCACAUAUCAGUAGUUCUUCAUCUGCUCAUAACACUUAAGCCACCUGAUUUUCCAUUUACUUCCUCAGCUGUAAACAUGUGGAAAAUGAAUCACUACCUGCCCUUAUUCCUUAUUGCCUCUUGUUUGUUCUUCAUUUCACAUUCUCAAACUAUUUCUAGUACUUCCUCCCAACAUCGUUGCCUCCCAGACCAGAGCUCUGCUUUGCUGCAACUGAGGAAAGAAUUGGUUGAGAAGAGAACCUAUCCUGAUGAUUACUAUGGUGUUUCAUAUCCAAAGAUGAAGUCUUGGAAGGAAGUCUUGGAAGGCAGAUACUGAUUGUUGUUCCAGCUGGGAUGGGGUCACAUGUGAUGCGCACAACGGCCACGUGAUUGGCUUAGACCUCAGCAACAGCUGGCUUUGUGGGCCUCUCAACUCUAACAGCAGCCUCUUCAGGUUGCGUCAUCUUCAAAAACUCGACCUUGCCCUCAACAACUUCUCUUCCUCCACCACAAUCCCAUCUUGAGUUUGGGCAGCUUGUGAGGUUGACCCAUCUUAAUCUCUCUUAUUCCUUCUUACAUGGCCGAAUCCCAUCAGAAAUUUCAUGGCUCUCCAAUUUGGUUUCACUUGAUCUCUCUUUCAAUUAUUUUGAGUACUCUGUUGGUGCUGAUUUUUAUGAAACAUAUUUGAAUCUCAGAAGAAAUGAUCUUGAAGCACUUGUCCAGAACAUGACAUACUUGAGAAAACUUCAUCUAGACAAUGUGAACAUCUCAUCGUCACUGCCUCAAUCCCUAGCAAAUUUGUCUUCCUUGACUUCUCUUUCUCUACCUUACUGCAAUUUGCUUGGCAAAUUUCCCUCGGAUAUUUUCCUACUGCCCAAGAUACAAGCCAUUGAUGUGUCAGGUAACUACAAUCUCACUGGUUUUCUUCCCAAUUUUCGAUCUCGUAGUUCCCUAAAGAAAUUGCAUAUUUCCUCCAUGAAUUUUUCUGGGGAAUUUCUCGAUGCUAUCGGGAACCUUAAAUCCUUGAACUUUUUGGGUCUUUCUCAAUCCUAUUUUUCCAGGGAAUUACCCAAUUCAAUUGGCAACCUUGAAUCCUUGAGCCAUUUGGAUCUUUCUGGGGCAAUUUCUCUUGGGGCAUUGUCCAAUUCAAUCGGCAACCUUAAAUCCUUGAGUCAUUUGGAUCUUUCUAGUACAAAUUUUUUUGGGGAAUUGCCCAAAUCAAUCGGCAACCUUAAAUUCUUGAGUCAUUUGGAUCUUUCUUGGACAAAUUUUUUUGGAGAAUUGCCCAAUUCAAUCGGCAACCUUAAAUCCUUGAGUCAUUUGGAUCUUUCCUCAGCAAAUUUUUCUGGAGAAUUGCCCAAUUCAAUCGGCAACCUUAAAUCCUUGAGUCAUUUGGAUCUUUCUUGGGCAAAUUUUCUUGGAGAAUUACCCAGUUCAAUUGGAAAGCUUGAGUCCUUAAAUGCUUUUUAUCUUAGCUCAACAAUUUUUUCUGGGAAACUGCCUGAUUCAAUCGGCAAUCUCAACUCCUUGAAAUAUUUGAAACUUGAUUCAAGUAAAUUUUUAGGGGAAAUUCCCCCUUCUAUUGGGAACCUAUCACAGCUUACUUCUCUUUCUCUCUAUGGGAGCAAUUUUCAUGGUCAGCUUCCAUCCACAUUAGGAAAUCUUGCAAAACUCACUUUUCUAGGUCUUGGCUAUAGCCUUUUCUCUGGGAAAGUACCAUCUUCACUGGGAAAUCUUACACAACUAGAAGAAUUAUUCCUUUUAUAUAACAAUUUUGAAGGCAAGUUCCCAGUUUCACUAACAAAUAUUACCAAACUCACUUGGAUAGAUAUAUCAGGAAACCAAUUGAAAGGGUCAAUCCCAUCGGAAAUAAGUAGACUUACUAAUUUGUCUUCCCUUGACUUGUCACAAAACUCACUCACAGGGGCUAUCCCAUUGGUUUUGUAUACAAUGCCUUCAUUAUCUGAACUAUAUCUAGAUCAAAAUCAGCUUACUGGCCCUCUCCAAUUUCAAAAUAUCUCUUCAUCACAAUUAAAUACCCUAGGAUUGAGUGGAAUCAAAUUGGAUGGACCGGUUCCAAGGUCAAUUGCCAAUUUCACUAAGCUACAAGUGUUAUAUCUUUCUUCGAUCAACCUAAAGGACAAGGUGGAGUUAAACAUAUUCUUCCAGGUUAAAAAGCUUCAAUCUCUCGAUCUUUCAGGUAACAAUUUGUUGGUUUCAAAAGAAAAUAUCAAUUCAACCCACCACAAAUUUUUAGAUUUGUAUUUGUCUUCUUGCAAUUUGCGUGAAUUCCCUGAUUUCCUAAAAGCCCAAAAUAAAUUGCAAAAUUUAGACCUUUCCAACAACAGCAUUGAAGGUAAAAUACCUAAAUGGUUUUGUAAUGUUGGAAAAGGGACACUACAAAACCUGAAUCUUUCUUUUAACCUUCUCAGCGGUUUUGAACAACCGCUAAAAGUUCUUCCUUGGAAAUUUAUUCAAUUUUUAGAUCUACGUUCCAACAUGUUGCAAGGAUCACUACCAAUUCCCCCAUUGUCUACAAGAUAUUAUUUUGCCUCAAAUAAUAAUCUAACGAGGAAAAUCCCUCAAAUGAUUUGUAUGGUGAAUUCCCUUAGAGUCCUUGAUAUUUCUAACAACCAGCUGAUUGGUCAGAUUCUGCAAUGUUUAAGUCACUUUAGCAAUUCUCUUUCAGUAUUGAAUAUGAGAAACAAUUGCAUUCAAGGGAACUUGCCUAAAUCAUUCAUGAAAGGAUGCAGUUUGAUGACGCUCGACUUCAGUCACAACCAAAUACAGGGGAAGAUUCCACAAUCAUUAGUACGAUGUCAAAUGCUAGAGGUCUUAAAUCUUGGAAAUAACAACAUUAAUGAUGCAUUCCCCUUCUGGUUGCAGUCUUUGCCAGAGGUACGAAUUCUUGUCUUGCGAGCAAAUGGAUUCCAUGGUCCUAUAUGGACUCCUCAUACCAGGUUUGGCUUUUCCAAGUUGCAUGUCAUUGACCUCUCUCACAACAAUUUCUCCAGUAGGUUACCAUUAGAAUACUUUAAAACUUGGAAUGCAAUGCUAAUGGUCCCUGCCAAAGAUAAAUCACAAACUGAAUACAUGGGAAGUCAAUUUAAUUAUUAUAAAGAUUCAAUAACAGUGGUGAACAAGGGGAUAGAAAUAUUUUUGGUAAAGAUCUUGACCAUCUUCACGACUAUUGAUCUCUCCAAUAAUAGGUUUUAUGGAGAAAUUCCGAAUAGUGUGGGAAACUUAAGGGGACUAAUUGUACUCAAUUUAUCGAGCAAUAGCUUCAUGGGCCAUUUCCCUUCAUCGUUAGGGAAUCUAACUGCGCUUGAAUCUUUGGAUCUUUCUCAAAACAAGCUCUCAGGUGAAAUCCCUCAACAACUAAUAGGUCUUACAUUUCUUGAAUAUUUAAACUUGUCUCACAAUCAACUUGUUGGUCCAAUUCCACAAGGUGGACAAUUUUCGACAUUUGAAAUUUCCUCUUUUGAGGGAAACUUUGGAUUGUGUGGCUCUCCAUUACUAAAUAAAUGUGGAAAUAAUAAUGAGACAAAAAGUUAUGAAACAAGGCAUGAAUCAUCAAUAGCAGAAGGAUUUGAUUGGAAAGCGGUUGUGAUAGGAUAUGCUUGCAGAUUGAUAAUUGGACUAGUUAUUGGGUGUUUUGCCACCUCAAGAAGGACAAUUUGGUUUGUGAGAAAUUUUGGAGUGCACUUACGUAGGUGAAGAUGAAGACAAAUAGAGGCAGUUACUCUAGAUUUAUAGUGAUUGUAAUAUUUGUAUCUAUGUGUGUAAUAAUACGGAUCGUCACCAUUGACCACUACCUGGUCCCGCCGAUCCAUGGCCUUGAUAUCUCUUAUAGCGCCUUCCAAGAGAUUCUUAACAAGCAAUUUAAAAAUUAUUCCUUCCUUUCACAAACCCAUUCAAAAGUGAAAAUAGUUCAGUCAAUUGUGCCAAUAUGGGAGGAAUAUGAAAGGACUUGAAUGCAUAAGGUGACAAUGCCUCCUGAUCCUGGCAAACCACCUCCACAGGAUGUUCUUAAAACCCUCUAACUAAGUCUUGAAUUUGAGGACAAACUUAUUGAAUUUUGUGGUGAAGCAAAAAACUCUUUACUCUGACUCCAUUUGAGAAAGAAAUGUAAAGUUAAAGCAGUCAAUGACAUCAUCAAUGAUGAGGGAAAUUUGGUUGGACUUGAACAUGUUACUCCUAACAAUAUAGAUGCAGAACCUUUGAAGAAUGCUAAAGAAAAGGAAAUAAUUGAAUCUUUGUCACCACAAGUUUCAAUAUGUGAAGAAGAUGGUCCAAUACUCACUGAAGGGAGAAAUACAAGUAUUGAACCAUUGUCUCGAGGUUGAGUAAAUGCAGUUAUUAGCAAUUACUGAAACGUUAGAUCCAAAUGUAAUUUAUCAUGAGGUUGCAUUUUUAUCCUCUUGGAUGUUGGGCCUUUUCACUUUUAAGCAUAAGUUUUCUUUUGAUCAUGUGAUAUGAUGGGUCCUUCACUAUAUUAUGGUGUUGGACACAAAAGCUACAAUAUUGUCUUGAAUGCCUUUUAGUUUCUUCUAAGUGUUUUCUUAAA